AUGGUCUACUGGAAGGCUCUCUUGUACGCGGGGCUCGCGUCUGCCGCGGCCCUGUUCAAGAAAGAUAAUGCCACGGCCGCCGGCCUGGACCAAUGCCCGGGCUACAAAGCGUCCAAUGUUCGCGUCACGGCGACUGGUGUGACGGCCGACCUGACGCUGGCCGGCGCUGCCUGCAAUGUCUAUGGAACAGACCUUCCGCACCUCACUCUGCAGGUCACCUACCAGACUGAGGACCGCAUCCAUGUUCUCAUUCAGGACCAGGGCAACCAGGUCUACCAGGUCCCCGAGUCCGUCUUCCCCCGCCCGGGAGGCUCAGUCUGGUCCCAGACGAGCAAGCUCAAGUUCAGCUACACGGCGAAUCCCUUCUCCUUCAAGAUCACCCGCGCCAAGACUGGCGAGGUCAUCUUCGACACCUCGGCGGCGUCUCUCGUCUUCGAGUCUCAGUACCUCCGCCUCCGGACCAGCCUGCCUGCAAAUCCCAACCUGUAUGGCCUGGGAGAACAUUCUGAUUCUCUGCGCCUGGAGACGACCAACUACAUCCGCACGAUGUGGAACCAGGACAGCUAUGGCAUUCCCAGCCACGCCAACCUCUACGGAACUCACCCGUUCUACCUGGAGCAGCGAGCCACUGGUGCUCACGGUGUCUUCUUUCUCAACUCCAACGGCAUGGACAUCAUCAUCAACAAGGACGCCUCCGGCAACCAGUAUCUCGAGUACAACACCAUUGGCGGCGUUUUUGACUUUUACUUUGUCGCCGGCCCUACGCCCGUCGCGGCUGUGCAGCAAUAUGGCGAGUUUGCGGGCUUCCCAACCAUGCAGCCAUACUGGGGCCUAGGCUUCCACCAGUGCAGAUACGGAUACCGGGACGCCUUUGAUGUCGCCGAAGUUGUCCAAAACUACAGCUUGGCCGGCAUUCCCCUGGAGACCAUGUGGACGGAUAUUGAUUACAUGGACCGCCGCCGCGUCUUCACCCUCGACCCGGACCGCUUCCCCCUGUCCAAGAUGCGAGAGCUUGUCGACCACCUGCACGCGCACGACCAGCACUACGUCGUCAUGGUUGAUCCGGCCGUUGCCUAUCAGAACUACCCGCCUGCCAACCAGGGCCUCGAGGACAACGUAUUCAUGCUGCGGUCUAACGGCUCCGUGUGGAUCGGCGUGGUGUGGCCCGGCGUCACCGUCUUUCCCGACUGGUUCUCGGCCAACAUCACGCGGUACUGGAACGGCCAGUUCCAGACCUUCUUCGACGCCGACACGGGCCUGGACAUUGACGCCCUGUGGAUCGACAUGAAUGAGCCCAGCAACUUUCCGUGCAACUUCCCCUGUGACGAUCCCUACAAGGCCGCCAUCGGCUAUCCUCCGGCCCCGCCGCCGGUCCGUGCCCCGCCUCGUCCGCUGCCCGGCUGGCCCAUCCGCAACAUCGUCCCCAACAACAAGCCCAGCAGUGGCAGGGGGGACCAAAAAGGGCUUCCCGGCCGCGACUUGCUGUAUCCCAAGUACGCCAUCCACAACAAAGCCGCCUACCAGGACUCGUGGAACGCCGACAAGGGCGGCAUCUCCAACCACACGGUCAACACGGAUCUGAUCCACCAGAACGGUCUUGCCAUGUACGACACGCACAACCUCUACGGCACCAUGAUGUCGUCGGCCUCCCGCGACGCCAUGGAGGCUCGCCGCCCCGGCCUCCGCCCCCUGGUCAUCACGCGCAGCACUUUCGCGGGCGCGGGCUCCAAGGUCGGCCACUGGCUGGGCGACAACAUGUCGCAGUGGAGCUACUACACCGUGUCCAUCCGGACGAUGCUGGCGUUCACGUCCCUCUUCCAGUUUGGCUUCGUGGGCUCCGACGUGUGCGGCUUCGGCGGCAACACCAACGAGGAGCUGUGCGCGCGCUGGGCGUCGCUGGGCGCCUUCAACACCUUCUACCGCAACCACAACGACUAUGGCAACAUUGGUCAGGAGUUUUACCGCUGGCCGUCCGUCGCCAGCGCCGCCAAGAAGGCCAUUGACAUCCGCUACCGCCUGCUCGACUACAUCUACACGGCGCUGUGGCGCCAGUCCACCGACGGCACGCCCGCCGUCAGCCCCAUGUUCUUCCAGUACCCCGAGGACCCGGCUACCUGGGGCCUCGAGCUGCAGUUCUUCUUCGGGCCGGGCCUCGUCGUCGCCCCCGUCACGCAGCAGGGGUCCACCAGCGUCAACGUCUACCUGCCCAGCGGCGUCUUCUACGACUGGUACACGCACGCCCGCAUCGACGGCGGCGCGACCAACCACGCCAUCACCGGCGUCGACAUCACCUCCAUCCCGCUCUUCAUCCGCGGCGGCGCCAUCCUGCCCCUCCGCGUCAAGUCCGCCAACACCACCACCGAGCUGCGCAAGCAGAACUUUGAGCUCCUCAUUGCGCUCGACGCCUCGGGCUCUGCCUCGGGCGAGCUGUACCUCGACGAUGGCGUGUCCAUCCACCAGCGCGCCACGACCCACGUCACCUUCACGUACAAGAAGGGCAUCUUUAUCCUCGGCGGGUCUUUCAGCCUGAGAGUGCCAUUCCUCAUUUCCAAGGUGACUAUCCUGGGCGGCAGGCCCUCUGCCGCUGCCAAGUCGAGCAGCGCCGGAGGCAGCAACAGCGAGUCGUUUGACGUUCACUUGCCGUUUACUGGUCCGGCGUCUGUGAGGAUCGGUUAGCCAUAGACGCAUAUUGUAGCUUUGUUUCUUUAGGUAGGUAGACUGCAUAGGUGGUAUUGUAUUUCGGGGGGUUCUGGGCACACAGUGGCCACUUCUCCUACGCUUUGUUGGGCUUUAUGUGUAUACCCCCCUUUAUGUCACCUAUUCUGUUGAGAUACUCA
Messenger RNA from Trichoderma reesei QM6a, 2837 nucleotides. RefSeq names its product glycoside hydrolase family 31. Gene Ontology annotation, molecular function: hydrolase activity, hydrolyzing O-glycosyl compounds; carbohydrate binding. The record is from RefSeq and is a predicted model, not a curated record. Bases 1 to 2676 code for a protein of 891 amino acids. Gene Ontology annotation, biological process: carbohydrate metabolic process. The transcript has 4 exons. NCBI's taxonomy places the organism in Eukaryota, Fungi, Ascomycota, Sordariomycetes, Hypocreales, Hypocreaceae.